This is a messenger RNA of Budorcas taxicolor (takin), 1239 nucleotides long. It is a transcript of the gene SEPTIN14, whose product is annotated as septin 14. Gene Ontology annotation, cellular component: septin complex; microtubule cytoskeleton; septin ring. NCBI's taxonomy places the organism in Eukaryota, Metazoa, Chordata, Mammalia, Artiodactyla, Bovidae. The transcript is spliced from 8 exons. The coding region runs from base 25 to 1239 and encodes 404 amino acids. The record is from RefSeq and is a predicted model, not a curated record. Gene Ontology annotation, biological process: cytoskeleton-dependent cytokinesis. Gene Ontology annotation, molecular function: GTPase activity; molecular adaptor activity; GTP binding.
GAAGAUAAUAUACGUUGCUUAAAUAUGCUUGGCCAUUUUGGUUUCGAUUGUUUGGCUCAUCAGCUGGUGGACAGAUCUGUUCAGCAAGGAUUCGUUUUUAAUAUUCUUUGUGUGGGGGAAACUGGAAUUGGAAAAUCAACCUUGAUUGACACACUGUUCAACACUAAUUUGAAAGACAAAAAAUCUUCACAUUUUUACUCAAGUGUUGGACUUAAAAUUCAGACAUAUGAACUCCAGGAAAACAAUGUUCAGUUGAAAUUAACUGUUGUGAAAACAGUGGGCUAUGGUGAUCAAAUAAACAAGGAAGCCAGCUACCAGCCAAUUGUUGACUACCUAGAUGCUCAGUUUGAGUCCUAUCUUCAAGAAGAAUUGAAAAUUAAACGUUCCUUAGGUGACUACCAUGAUUCCCGCGUCCAUGUGUGCCUUUACUUCAUUUCACCUACAGGACAUUCUCUGAAGUCUCUUGAUAUAUUAACCAUGAAGAACAUUGACAGCAAGGUGAACAUUAUACCAGUGAUUGCCAAAGCAGAUGCAAUUUCUAAAAGUGAUUUACAGACAUUUAAGUGUAAGAUAAUGAAUGAACUGAUUAGUAAUGGCAUCCAGAUAUAUCAGUUCCAAACAGAUGAUGAAACUGGCACUCACAUGAACUCCUCGAUGAAUAGCCUCUUACCUUUUGCUGUGGUAGGAAGUACGGAUGAAGUGAAAGUUGGAAAAAGGACAGUCAGAGGACGUCAGUACCCCUGGGGAAUUUUACAAGUGGAAAAUGAAAACCACUGUGACUUUGUUAAGCUCCGGGAUACCCUUCUUUGUACAAAUAUGGAAGACUUGAAAGAACAGACUCACACUUGGCACUAUGAACGUUACAGGCGCAACAGACUUCACGUAAUGGGAUUUACUGAUAUGGGUCCAAAUAACCAGCCAGUUAGUUUUCAAGAGAUCUAUGAAGCCAAAAGGCAGGAGCUCUUGGAGCAAUGUCAGAGGGAAGAAGAAGAGCUGAAACAGAAGUUUAUGCAGCGAGUAAAGGAGAAAGAAACAGCAUUUAAAGAAGCUGAAAAAGAGCUACAGGACAAGUUUGAACAUCUUAAGAAGAUGCAACAAGAGGAGACAAUGAGACUUGAAGAGGAGAGGAGACAAUUGGAAGAAGAAAUCCUAGCAUUUUAUAAAAUGAAGGCCUCCUCUGGAACCUUGCAGAGUCAGGUGUGUACCAGUAUAAAGAAGGACAAAGAGCGUAAGAAAUAA